Osmerus eperlanus (European smelt) is the source of this 1422-nucleotide messenger RNA. Its product is annotated as lysine-specific demethylase RSBN1L-like. The record is from RefSeq and is a predicted model, not a curated record. The transcript has 3 exons. Lineage: Eukaryota; Metazoa; Chordata; Actinopteri; Osmeriformes; Osmeridae. Gene Ontology annotation, cellular component: nucleus. The annotation marks the transcript as partial.
UGUCAGCAGCGCGCGAGCUCGCCACCCCGCCCCCUCCCCGUCUCGCGCAAAACAGCACCAGAGCUCAGAAGAGUAAAUAGAGAGAGAGAGUGAGCCCCAAGAUGGCGGAGUCACUGGGCUUCAUUCACUUUGGUGCAGCGGCUAAAAGCCCUCUCGCCAAACCGAAAGAGUCUAAAAAAGCUUCGCAGUCACGGCCGCAGUCCUCCCGGGACCAUCAGCCGCCGCCGCCCAAGAAAGUCCGGACCGACGAAAAGAGUCUUAAGCCCAAGAAACUAAAUGGCGAUGGAGGAGCUGGAGUGGGAGUCAACGCUGGGGCGAAGCAGGAGCCGAGCCAGACUUACAGUAGCCCGACAACAUGGAGCAUCGGUCACGUUAAGGCGACCAACCCCUCGGCGCCCCACCAGAAGCCUCCUAUCCACAAAGUCUUCAAGCAAAGCGAUUUCCUCCUAUCCUCGCCUGCCAAACUCAAAAAGACCAAGAAGAAACGCGAUAAAGAGAAGGAGAGAGAUAAGAAGAAACACAAGCCUCCAGGACCCGGGACAAAUAUUAUUAGUCUCAAUAACGUUAAUGUUACGUCUCCGGGGAUGAAGAGGGAAAACGGAGAAGUGAAGUUGGUGCAAAAAGACCACCACACCACGGAGACAACGAAAGAGAGGGAGAAUAAAAAGGACAAGGAGAAAGUGAAAGACAAAGAGAGGGAGAAAGAGAAGAAAAAACACAAAGCAAUGAAUGAGAUCAAGAGGGAGAACGGAGAGGUCAAGCUUCUGCAAAAAGGCGAUAAAGAAAAGCCCAAAAUAAACUCGGAGGAGCUUGCAGAUCAAAAAGGUGAAGAAGAAAAAGAAGAAGAAACACAAAGAAGUGGAGAGACGGAGGCGCCCCAAGAUGUAUCACAGGUCCAGCCAGACGGCCUGCGCCGGCCUCCUCCCCGCCAAGCACCUCUCCCCCUCCCCAAGGGGGACUUCAAACCCCCCCUCCCCAUUCAGAACAACCCCCCGGCCCUCCCGAAACAAGACAAGAACCACUCUCCCUCCUCCAAGACCCCCUCCAGGGACCCAGACCUGAAGCCCCCCCAGGCUCAGUGCUCCUACCCUGGGCUGGCCGGCAUGGAGUUCAGCCGCCUGGUCCACGUGGAGGAGCAGCCCAACGGGGGGGCCCUGGUGGCUCACGCCUACAACAGAGAGCUGGAGGCCCUGACCCCCCAGGAGAGGCAGCGGUUCGCCCAGGAGUUUGUCACCCUGACCUUCAGCGAGGACCAGGCCCAGGCUGCGCACUACGUGAUGGGCAUCGUCCACGGAGCGGCCUGCUACCUUCCAGACUUCCUGGACUACUUCUCCUGCAAGUUCCCCACCUCGCACGUUAAGAUGGAGGAUCCUGGGGAAGAAGGAUAUCGAGACCACCACCAUGGCCAACUUCACCUCUCAG